This is a messenger RNA of Mugil cephalus (flathead mullet), 6852 nucleotides long. It is a transcript of the gene gpr37b, whose product is annotated as G protein-coupled receptor 37b. Gene Ontology annotation, biological process: adenylate cyclase-inhibiting G protein-coupled receptor signaling pathway; positive regulation of MAPK cascade. NCBI's taxonomy places the organism in Eukaryota, Metazoa, Chordata, Actinopteri, Mugiliformes, Mugilidae. The transcript has 2 exons. Gene Ontology annotation, cellular component: signaling receptor complex; plasma membrane. Gene Ontology annotation, molecular function: prosaposin receptor activity; G protein-coupled peptide receptor activity. The record is from RefSeq and is a predicted model, not a curated record. The coding region runs from base 656 to 2527 and encodes 623 amino acids.
GGAGUCCAUUUUCUUCCAGUGCACGGUCAUACACGAGGAGGGGAAAAAAAAGGCGAAGGAGGAGAAAGAGACAGAGAGAGAGAGGAGACCGAUUUCCACCCCUCCUCUUUCCCUCUCUUUCACUCUCUCUCUCUACUCCCGUGCAUCACACCCUAGUGGGCUUUACCCGGACUGCACCGCAUUGACGCUGCUGCUGCCGACCCAGCCCAAAGAACUAAUACACCAGCACGCACACACACGCACACAUACGGGGGAUCUGUUUCACGCCAAUGCCCGCUGCUGGAAACUGGAUGCUGUGCAGAUUGCGUGCGUGGAUGUGCAACAAAUACCUCUCUUUCGCUUCUGCCACAGCCCGGAAUCGGACACUGAUUCUCUGUCCUGCGUGGUGAUGUGAAGACUUUGAAGACGGGAGUGACGGAGAGGAUUAUUGCAGCUGCAGCGCAGAGUGCACAACAAGACGCCGGGAUAUUACUCCCCAAGUUUGCGGGGCUCGCGACGCGAAUGUGGCUUUACACUUGCAAGCCUGCGCUCUCUCCACUGCGCUGCGUGCAACAUGGGUGUUGACUGAAGGGGAAGAGUGUCUCGGCGCUGCCACUGAGGUAUGAGGAUGCACUCGUGAGCAUUAAAAAAAACUGCGCUCAGUAAUUCCCGGACCAUGCAGAUUUUGCCGCCUAGGACGUUGUUUGUGUUGUUGGCCCACACGCACGUACUACUGUCUCUGAGAGAUAAUGGGGAAAGUAAAGAGGACAACAGCAGCAGCUCGCACUCUGGAAGGACUUUCCACGGGUCGCUCCGGGAGAGUCAUCAAAACAAAGCCCGGGACCGCGCGCUCUUGCCGGGGUACGCCACAGGUGCGUCCUCGGCGGAACUGCAUGCGCAGCGGGCAAUUAUCCGAGGGUUCCUUAACUCCACUCACCCCUGGAAGAGGGUAAUUGGGGGAGAAUUGAAGCGCAUUGGACACAACAAACGCGACUUCAAUAGGACUGUGACACCCAUGGAGGAUCCCAACGCCGUCUCACAUUGGGACCUGACGCGCCACCACAAUAAGAGGAUAAAGUUGAAUGGCGGUCUUAGUAGUACGGGGACGCCAGCAGGUGGACACUACAAUGUGGAUAAGCCCCCUUCAAUGGGUCGGGGAGAUGGAGGAGGGGGGCAAGAGGAGGGCGACAGGCACAAGAGAGGCACAAAAGACGAGCAGAAGAAAGCCUGGAAGAGGGGGAGAAACCGGCCGAACAAAAGCUCAUUGGUGUUGGCUCAACCUCACGCAUCGCCGUGGGAACCCAUCCCCAAGCCGCUGGCCCUCACCUCCACCGACCUGCCCUUUGACCUCUUCACCAGGAGGACCGAGUUUUUCACUUUCCGAGAGGAGAACCCGUGGGACGCCACGCCGAUCACGCCCCCGAGCUCGCAGGACUUCGGGGACGAGAUCAAGAACCCUUUUUACCCGGUGACAAGUGAGACUUACGGUGCGUACGCGAUCACGUGCGUGUCCGGGGUCAUUUUCCUGGUGGGGAUAGCGGGAAACAUCGCCAUCCUGUGCAUCGUGUGCCAGAACUACUACAUGAAGAGCAUCUCCAACUCUCUGCUGGCCAAUCUGGCAGUAUGGGAUUUUGUGCUCAUCUUCUUCUGCCUACCCAUGGUGGUUUUCCAUGAACUGACAAAGUCCUGGCUGCUGGGAGAAUUCACCUGCAAAGUGGUUCCCUAUGUGGAGGUGGCCUCCCUGGGCGUGACCACGUUCACCCUGUGCGCCCUGUGCAUUGACCGCUUCCGUGCCGCGACCAACGUCCAGAUGUACUACGAGAUGAUCGAGAACUGCACGUCCACCACUGCCAAGCUAGCCGUCAUCUGGAUCGGCGCCCUCCUCUUGGCCCUCCCGGAGCUCCUCAUUCGACAGCUGGUGACGGAGGACACGGGCAUCCCGGACGAGCCUCCGGUCGAACGCUGCAUUAUCAGGAUAUCCACCUCGCUCCCCGACAUGCUCUACGUUCUGGGCCUGACGUACGAGGGAGCUCGGCUGUGGUGGUGCUUCGGCUGCUACUUCUGCCUGCCGACCCUCUUCACCAUCGGCUGCUCGCUGGUCACGGCGCGCAAGAUCCGCCGAGCCGAGCAGGCCAGCGUGCGCAGCAACAAGAAGCAGAUCCGGUUAGAGAGCCAGAUGAACUGCACCGUCGUGGCGCUGGCGAUCGUCUACGGUGCGUGCGUGGUGCCCGAGAACAUCUGCAACAUAGUUUCGGCCUACAUGGCGGCCGGCGUUCCCGAGCACACCAUGUCAGUCCUCCAUCUCCUCUCCCAGCUGCUGCUCUUCUGCCGGGCCGCCGUGACGCCAGCGCUGCUGCUUCUGCUUUGCCGCCCGCUGGGCAGGGCCUUCCUGGACUGCUGCUGUUGCUGCUGCUGCAACCACGCUCCCUCCUCGGCCACGGCCAGUGACGAUAACGAACACGAGUGCACCACCGAGCUGGAGCUGUCGCCGUUCAGCACCAUCCGCAGGGAGCUGAGUAACUACACACCUGCUGGCUCCAACUGCUAAACUGACGUUCCUCAUCAGGGAAGGAGGUUUCGCUAGCCCGCUAUCUGCCCGUGGCUAGUAUGUCUCAGAUCCGGCUAGGAGAGAUUUGCCUUACCCAGUCCUCUCGAAUUUUUACAUGGGUGCAUGAAGAAGGGCAACACUGAGAAAUCAUAUUCACCCAGUGGUCCUCAACUUACCAGUAACUAUAUAACCAUUAUUUUCCAGUACAGCUAACACUCACGCCCUGGGGUGCUCUUCAAACAGGGUCACAACAUGUUUUUAGCAAUCCUGCCUGAAACCCUUAAAACUUACAAACCUCCCUCCUGUAGGCCUUGUAUGCCUAAAUAUCUUUUGGCAGCGAAUGAACUCUUAACCUGUCGAAUGCCUGGUCCUCUCAAGAGAGAAGAAAAUUAACCAGAUUCUAAAAAAAAAAAACUAAAGGCAACAACAUUUAUUCUGUAAAGUGAUCAUACAGAGCAUUAGUUGGCCAACAGUUUGUGACGAUAAACCACCACUAAUUACAUUUAUGUAUGGGGGAACUCUGUACUAUAAAGCUUAAGGGACAAAUGAUCAAUCAAGUUCCAAAUGUAUCACUGUAUCAAUGGGGCCUAAUCAAUCCUAAAGUGCACCUUGUCUAAUGACUCAGUUUUAGCACCCAGCUAAACAUGUAGGCUGACACUGCCUAUAGAGGUACACCACUAAGUUUACAGACUACAUCUGCUGUAAAUGUACAGCUCGUCUAAUGGUGCACAUAUGGGACCAAGGCUUACGAUAAUUAAAGCUAGCGCAGGGCAUCUUGGUUGUAAUAUCAGUUUGUAAAAGGCAAACAAAGAGAAGAGAGGGGGACUGCAUUGGAGAAUCCAAAUGUACACUUACACUGUAUAUUGAAAAACAUCCAAUUGACUCAGAUGUAACUGGGCUGGUCUCAGAGUACAACAAACACGGACAUGUGUGGAAUUAAAGGGUUUGGAAAAGGGACAAAUUGAAAUCAAAUUGGAGGCGAACGAAGGGGAGUGGAAUCGAAUCAGACUAUACGGAUCAAAUUGAAUGGAGGUGAUGGAUCUCAACACCGUGGAAUAAAACUGAAAAGGGACGGACUCAGCACGGACUGAAGUAUCUGCACUACACUGUUGUAUCAUGUUACGCCUUACACAUUGGGCUGUAUAUAUACUGUACACUUUAUUUGGUGCUCUUAUGAUGAAUGCGCUGUAAACAACAAAUCCAUAGGUUCGACUUAGAAUCACAAGGAACUGAGCUGCGUACUUUGUUUUGGGUCAAGAAGACGACAGAUUACAGUUACAUGUGAGUAUGUGGAAUACGUGAACAAUGGCAGUGGUAGAAGAUAACAACAAAACACUGAAGAGUUUCACUGAGCUGUUUUGGAAAAUUUCUCCUAAAUCUUUAGACGUAUGCAAGAGUUGCUUGACAGAAGCGUGGUGGCACUUUAUUUUACAGUACAGUCGUGACUUCUGUUUACUUGAUCACUGAUAAAUACGGAAAUGUUCGUUACUGUAACUAACGUUGUACAGUUCAGUAGAUGCAAUAAUUAACUUUUAUCCACAUUUUAUUUAUAUGUUGGUACAGAAAUAUAAUUUCCGGUAGUCAGUUCUAUUAUGCGGCAUUUACAGGGCAAUAAUUAUCAAUCAUUUAUUUAACAAUGAAGCCACAUUAUUAACCUAUUUUUUAAAAUAGUGCCAAUACUGCAUAAACAAAGUGUAAAUACUAGAUAACUGCUAGAGGAUUGUAAAUAUACAAGGGAUUAUAGAUUUGUACCAAUAAACACUCGAAAAAUCAUAUUUAUUUUAUUUUAUUUAUUUACGCUCUCUGAACUGUAAAACAAAGUGCUACAAUUAACCUUAAGGCAAGACCAUGAAGGACCAUUCGCUAAACCCCUCCCCUCGACCAGUGAUUGUUCAGUCAUACUUUAGCUAUCGCGGCUAAGCGCAACAGAUUUGUCAACUUUUGUACUGCUGCUUGGUACUUAGCAUUUAAACACAGCUGACAUUUAAUAAAAUAAAAUAAAAUAAAAUAAAACAAAUACACAAGCCCCGAAGUGCAAAUUUGUUUGCAUCUUUGCCCAACUAGCUUCUUCCCUACAGGGUACAUGCUAUGCUAAUGUUAACUGCUUUCUUUGAUAUUUUAUCUGGAAAGUUUACACAACCCCAAACAUUGUUACUCGAGAUACUGUUUAGCGAAAUGCAAGUCCUCAUUUUGAAAACUUUUCUCUAAUAAGCGUAAAAGUGAAAACAAACAAGAAUACAAACAAGUAGCCUUUGCAAGCUAAGCAGCCAAGAACGUUAAUAUUAGAAAAUAAACAGAUGCAGUUUUCCCUGAACAUGUAGCUUUAGCUUUUAUUUAGCGUGGUCAUACUGCAUGUAGCUUUUAAGCUCAUAUUUAAGACGGAGGACUAUCAUCGAGUCAGCUGAGGACAGCAUUUUCAACCAACGUGAGCUACUACCAUUAGCUUCGUUAGCUAGCUAAAGCUGGGUAGUGGCUAGCUAUAAAUGGAUAGCUUGUUUUUUCCUACCUAUGUCUGAAAUCAAGGACUAUUUUGAUGGUAAAUCUGCCACCAUUAUUGCUACAAACUGUACGUAUGUGUCAUGUCAUACUAAAAAAACACGACAAGUGUAGCAUCUAUAACUAUUGAGGGCGGGGCCUAGCAAACAGUCAGUUUUACAGUGUAAAAAAAAAACUCUUGACCUCAACAGAGAGAGGAAGUCCCGUCACUUUGGGUGGACGACCAUGUGACUUUAUUUCAAAAAGGACAUUAUAUAUAUAAUUCAGGUAUAAAACUGAAAGAUGUGGCACCUUCAAAACUACCUAACUUCAGAAGUUAGCGAGAGCCACUGAAUUUUAAGAUAGGUAGCUCAAACAUAGAAGUGUGUUUCAACUAUUUUAAUACAUUUUUCUUCCUAUUUCACAAAGAACCAAGUGAAAUGUGCCAAGGUUAUGGCAAUGUAGGCUACAAUGUGCAAGAUUACAGUGUAGCUCCACAGUUUCACGUAAAAAAACUGAAUUUAAAUCGCCAAAAUCGAGGAGCAAUUCAAUGUAUGAAACACAUAUAUUUGGCUGUCAUACAUUCUUCUUUUUACUGAAAUAAGGUUCCACAUUGUCCACCAGAAGGGAUUUCAUCUCUCUAUUAAACUUUGCAGUUUCAUUACUUGAGCUUUUAAGGAGAACCAAUGAAAUGUUAUUCACAGUGUAUAAAUUUACAAGUGUAUUGUACUGUAAAUCUGUUUUCUUAAUCCUACUAAUCAGACCUGGGUCAAAUCAAGUUUCAAAUCAUUAAUUCUCUUCAGACUUCAGUCUAAAAAAUUCUUAAAAAUGAAAAUGACUAAACACUCAUUAUAUAAGCUCUCACAGGAGAUUUUUAGUUAAGGUUAGAAGGUGCAGUCGCUUAUGGCUAAAAAUAUUUUUUUGUGUGUGAAAUUUCAAAAUAUCAAUGUUUUUAAGAUUUAAAUGCAGGAUUAAUAAUGGUGAACCUGGUUUUGACCCAGGUGUGAUGUUCAUCGGUAUACUGUAUAUUGCGAUGAAUCUUUUGCAUAUGAUUCUGCACUGCCAAACACCCUCUCUUUCUGUCUGUCUCUUGUGCUCUUGUGGUAGUAGCACUAUCUCUGGGUGUCUCUCUCAGCAUGGUGGUCAGUUUACAUUUAGACCCAUCGCUACAGGAGGAAUAUUACUUCCAGAGAACAGGAAUCAGCUGUGGCCCCUUUUGCAUCUAAUGAACUCUGGUAGAACCUGGUGGGUGUAGCCUCUGGUUGGCGUUGCCUGUAGUUCAAGUUAAUAGAGGAUAUGAGGAGGAGGUCUGCAACACAAUCCCCUGCAGCCUGUUUGACAUCUUGUUUUAUUAUCAUCGCUGUCAGCGUAUUGUUGGCAAAUAUGUAAACCUGUCCAGGGAUCUUAGUUUUGCGGACUUGCACAGUUUUUCACCUGGAAAAACUUGGGCUUUUUAUAUGUAAUCCAGUCAGUGAGUUCAUCUAAAGCCUUCCUUCUGAUGAUGAUGGGACCUCCGUGUAAACUGACCUCUAAAUCUGAUUUUUUGCAUAUUUCUGGAAGUAUAGCUCAUAAAUGGCUCAGUGUGUAGUAACGUGGUUGAAUCUAUUGAUGAAGUGAUUCUUGUAAAUCAGUCAGUGAGACGUUUAUUCUGAACUUUGUGAGUAUCCUCUUCACUCUGAGCGAAAUGUGUCUGUAUUUGAUACCUGAAAAUGUAAGCACACAACCACUAUUGUCUCUAAGUCUAGUCACUGGUUUCUAAAUAGCUUUUUAUAUAGCCAAAAAACUGUCCCUUUGUUUAUCAAAGACCUUUAUCUUGAAAACUGUAUAUUAAAAUCCUAAAUGUACCAUUA